Diachasma alloeum is the source of this 3591-nucleotide messenger RNA. RefSeq lists its product as uncharacterized. The record is from RefSeq and is a predicted model, not a curated record. NCBI's taxonomy places the organism in Eukaryota, Metazoa, Arthropoda, Insecta, Hymenoptera, Braconidae. Bases 139 to 3576 code for a protein of 1145 amino acids. The transcript has 3 exons. Gene Ontology annotation, biological process: regulation of transcription by RNA polymerase II. Gene Ontology annotation, molecular function: RNA polymerase II cis-regulatory region sequence-specific DNA binding; DNA-binding transcription factor activity, RNA polymerase II-specific.
CCAGGUCGUCAGCACCUGCACCUAAUCCCCUCUGAAAAGGAAAAACCUCGAUAAAAAAAAGGUGAAAAAUUCGGAAAAUUGAUUAACUACCCUGGAGGGGUAAGGAUCGACCUGAGGGGGUCAGUCGUGCCCCUGAAGAUGAGCAAGGGUCACAAGGACGAGGUUUGCACAUUUGAGACACGAAGAAUAAAGAAGGAGAGAACGGAGCCACAUGAGAAUGGCAGCAGAAUCAUUGUCUCAGGGGGUCAGGAUGCACCUGGUGUUGCACCUGCGAUCAAUGAUCCCCACCAGAGGGUGCCCAAUGGAUUUCACACGUCGGACCUCCUCCAGGACCUAAUCUCCACGAAAUUCAGUGGUGGAAUGAAUUCUAAUCAUGGCAAGCAGGAGAAAAUUCGGAUGAUCAUUGAGGAAGCCAUUGGGGAGGAGUCCAAGGUGAAGGUGCAGGAGGUAUUCCUCAGGGUGGAGCAGCUCAGGGUCGAGGAGAAGCUCCUCCUGUACCUCAAGCUGCCCUCCUGCCUGACCAAUGGCGCAGGGACGGUGGAUCCUCUCCGGCAGCCCCUCAAUCCCCUGGGGAACAGGUACGAAAUUCAUCAGACCAUCAUGUGGAUCAGGACACAUCUCGAGGAGGAUCCUGAUGUCUCGCUGCCCAAGCAAGAGGUGUACGACGAGUACAAUACCUUCUGCCACAUCAACUCGAUGAAACCGUUGAGCACUGCGGAUUUUGGCAAGGUCAUGAAGCAGGUGUAUCCCAGGGUCAGGCCCAGGAGGCUUGGGGUCAGGGGACAGUCGAGGUAUUGUUAUGCUGGCAUGAGGAAGAGGGUGAAACUGGCGGUGCCGGCGUUGCCGAGUGUUAAGGAGAUUCAGGAAGCUGAAGAGUUUGACGAGUCAAUAACCGAGGAGAUGUUGGGAGCAGCUUCGACCUUGAUCAGAGAGUGGGCGGAAGGAGUCCUCGGCCUGAAGUUUCCAAACCUGGCUGCCCUGGCUCGCCACCUCGUCGAGAAUAUUUGUGUCGAUACACAAUCGCUGGCAGCUGUCUGUAUUCUAAGUGCCACUGGUGACGUUCUCCCCUCGACACCAAAAGUUCCAGAGACGCCGCCGAGCCUAUCCGUAACUCCAGUAGCUGGAAAACCCGGAAAGCUUCGUGAGGCCCAACUCCAGCUCCAGAAGAAGCUCCAGCAGCGUGAGCACACACGGGAUCAAAAGCACCAGGGUAAAAUUGAAAAAAUCGACCAAGGUACAACAAAGCCACUCCCCCAAAAAUCCAAAAAACAAAGAACACCAAUUUCUCCAGUUAUAACAACAACCCCAAAAUCCACGCAUCCACCACAGCCUCCAGCUACCUCAAAUCGGUCUAGAAAACUGCCGAGAUCAUCGAAUCAGCAGUCGGUCUCACUACAAUUAAACUGUGAUAAUAAGAAUUCAAUUAACAACGACGAUUUGUCCUUGAAUGGCAUCUCUCCCGUAGACGAUAGGGCCCCAAAGCCGGCCCCAAAAAAUUCCAGAAAACGUCCAAGUCUCGAUGACAAUCAGAAUCCUGAUGCAAGUCCCGAGAAACUCCAGAAAACGGAAAAAUCCCCCAAAACGGAUGAUAAAGUUCUCCAGAAUUGCAAAAACACAAGAGCCCCUGGAAAAAUUUCUGUGGUAGCUCCAAAUAUAUUGAAAUCGAAACUCCAAAAAAUCGAUCUUGACACAUUGAAGCCUCUCCAGCCCUCGAGAAAGACGAAUGGCAAAGCUCCAGCAGAGGCUCCAGAGGUCUUAAUAAAGGACGAAAUCUCACUCCUGGAGAACUCAAAACUCUGUACAAUAGAUCCAGGUGCUCUAGACGACUACUUGAACGGGGGCAACAAUUCUCAGGAACCAGAGGAGGAGCUUCUCCAGUAUUUCCAGCAGUCGAGUUCCUCCAGCUCAGACGCUGAGGUUCCAAUACCAGAGAUACCACUGCCAUCGAGAUCAGACAAGGUGUCACAAUUGCGUUUGAUUCUCCAGCAGAAUCUCAAAAAUUCCACUAUUCCAGGGCCCUCCAGCGAGCUUCCAGGUGAGACCCCAAGGGCCCUGAACUGUCAGCAAGCCCUGGAGCAGGGCCUUGAGGCCCAAAAGGAGGAGAAGAUCUUGCCAUCGUUGUUGAGCCAAACAAACCACUCCAGGAGGCGUGUGAGCUUCGAGACAAAUGUCAUUGAGCAUUCUCCUGUAGUGACCUUGCCAACAAUCCCUCAGUCCCCAAACACACGGAGAAGAAUCUUCAACUUCACUCCAAUAUCACCAGGCCCUCACUCACCCAUUAACAUAACGCCUAAUGGUCGUGCAGCAUCAAAGCCAAAUUCAGCUAAUGCAUCGCCAUUUGUCUCUCCUCGAAAUACUCCAGUGCCACGUUCCAGAAGUACAAUGGCGCCCUGUCGUUCCUCCAGAUCCUCCAGUAAUGGGCCCAAUAUCAUUCAGAAGCCCUUCAACAGAUCUGCCAGCUGCUCAGCGAGCUAUUCAUCCAGAAAUGACGACACGACAUUCGUCGUUCCAACGUCUGGAACAUCUGGAAUUUCUGGAAAGUCCUCAGCUGAGGUUCAAGUGGGGCCAGCUGGUAAGGCCCUCUGCUCGACCUUCCUCUCCAGUGACCUCAAUCCCCAGAAACAAUUGUUGAUCAAUUAUCCUAGUCAGGAGAAUCUCCAGGAGAUCAAGAAUAUCCAUAAAAGGGCCAAACCCGAUGAUCAGGAGAUCAGUGAUUAUUUCAAUGGUGUUAAAGCUCAUUUUGGAGAUAAUUUCUCCAGAUCGCAGUCUGUUCCACUUCACAGAAUGGUUAAUCCCACAUUGAUGUCACCUAUAUCGUUGACAUCAACUCCCUAUCCAGGGCUCUAUCAUUUCAAUGCCUCCAGUUGUUCGUCAGUGGCACCGACUCCAGUCCCAAGUGAAUUCAAUGAUUUUGGGUCCACUUGCUUGCUGGACGAAGUUGACGCUAAUUUCAUGGGUGAGGAUCAGGGGUUCCUCAUGGAGGAUAAGGAAAUCUCCAGUGAAAAUAUCACGAAAAUUCUGGAUCUACUGGACGAGGAUUCUGGAAAGGGCCUCAACAUCAUGGACAAUGGGUCUGACGACAUUAUUACGGGUUCUGGAAUAAUGCUGGAUAGCCAGGGGGAGGGGCUAGGGUUGAAUACAGGGAUAGGGGAGGCUUCACUGGAGCAGGAUCAGGUGGAGGAGAUUCAGAGGAGCAUUAGCACGAGGAGUUAUCCGAAUACUCCAUUGUCUGGAGGCAGUCAGAUUCUGGUGGAUGUCACUGCUGGCGUUGCUGGAGGGGGCGUGGCUUAUCCUGGAGGUUAUGAUGACAGCAGUGGGUCAAGGUCAUUCCCGAAUACACCGCAGGUUUAUAGGGAGAGCAAUGAGCCUAUGCUGUCGAGUCCCACUUUGAACUCGUUGAAUCUUAGGGGUGAGAGUAGGGGGAGUGGUAGGGGAGUCAGUGAUCUGCUGGAGACGAAUUUUCUGGAGGCUGAGGGGGGCGAGGAGGAGCUGGAUCCACUGGAGAAUUUCGAGGGGGAGUUCCAGGAUGACGAGGUACUGGGACCAUUGUUUAUUGGGGUGGAUGGUAAUCGUUGAGGACAGCCAGUGUAA